This is a messenger RNA of Limanda limanda (common dab), 4697 nucleotides long. It is a transcript of the gene edem1, whose product is annotated as ER degradation enhancer, mannosidase alpha-like 1. The record is from RefSeq and is a predicted model, not a curated record. Gene Ontology annotation, biological process: mannose trimming involved in glycoprotein ERAD pathway; endoplasmic reticulum mannose trimming; carbohydrate metabolic process. Gene Ontology annotation, molecular function: calcium ion binding; mannosyl-oligosaccharide 1,2-alpha-mannosidase activity. The transcript has 12 exons. NCBI's taxonomy places the organism in Eukaryota, Metazoa, Chordata, Actinopteri, Pleuronectiformes, Pleuronectidae. Gene Ontology annotation, cellular component: membrane; endoplasmic reticulum. The coding region runs from base 145 to 2073 and encodes 642 amino acids.
UUGUUGACAGGAAGCGUGUGAAGCGGAGUCACUCCUGCUCCUUCUCCUGCUCCUCCUGCUCCAGCCUGAUACACGGAGGAUUUCUCUCUCUGGUUCAGCCGCUCGGACUAAAACAAUGCCCUGUAGGACCGACCCGGGGCCAAGAUGCAAUGGAGGUCAAUAGUGGUGGGUCUUGUGGUGCUGCGGCUCUCCCUCGGCUGGGUGCUGUGGCUCGCCUUCGGACUGGGACCCAGCGUCAUCUGGGGCUUCAACUUCCAGCUCGGCUUCAACCUGCACCAGCUGGAUGUGCUGUUCGGCGAGGAGAAGGGCAGCGAGCCGGGGGGCAGCGGCUCGUGGUCCCAGCGGGUCCACGGCCCCAGGUUCGAGGAGCCGGCCACCACCUGUUUGAAGCCCGAGGAGGAGGAGGGCUCGCCCCGGAGACGACCCUACCUGAGCUUCUUCGACGGCAACAAGGACGAGUACGUGAGAAGGUACAGCUCGUUCCCCGACCCGCUGAAAGCCAAGAUGAGGGACAUGGCCAGAGACAUGUUCUACUUUGGAUACGACAACUACAUGAAGUACGCUUUCCCCGAGGACGAGCUGAAUCCCAUCGCCUGUAAAGGAAGAGGACCAGACGUGCUGAACCCGUCAAACAUCAACAUAAACGAUGUCUUGGGGAACUACUCCCUGACAUUAAUUGACACCUUAGACACACUGUUGGUGCUUGGCAACGUGACAGAGUUCCAGAGAGCCGUCAAGCUGGUGAUAGCAACUGUAUCUUUCGAUAAGGACUCGACGGUGCAAGUUUUUGAGGCAAACAUUAGGAUCUUGGGAAGCCUCAUCUCCUCUCACAUCCUGCUGACUGACCCAAAACAUCCGUUUGGCAAAGUGAGCAUGGAAGGUUACGAUAAUGAGCUGCUUCACAUGGCUCAUGACUUGGCCGUCCGCUUACUGCCGGCUUUCGAGAACACCAGCACGGGCAUUCCUUACCCCAGGGUGAACCUGAAGACUGGGGUCCCCGCUGACAGCAUCAAUGAGACUUGCACUGCAGGAGCUGGGUCCCUGCUGGUGGAGUUUGGGAUCCUGAGCCGCUUGAUCGGCGAUUCCACAUUUGAGUGGGUAGCCAGACGAGCAGUUAGAGCUCUGUGGAAACUGAGGAGCAAUGAAACCGGUCUGUUAGGUAAUGUGGUUAAUAUCCAAACGGGCCAGUGGGUCGGGAAGCAGAGUGGCCUCGGAGCUGGUAUGGACUCAUUCUACGAGUACCUGCUGAAAUCAUACAUCCUUUUUGGGGAGAAAGAGGACUACAGGAUGUUUCAAGCUUCUUAUGAGAGCAUACAGAACCACAUGAGGAGAGGGAGAGAGUCGUGUAAUGAAGGCGAGGGUGACCCGCCUCUCUACGUUAAUGUGAACAUGUUCAGUGGGGAAAUUAUGAACACCUGGAUUGACUCUCUUCAGGCCUUCUUUCCUGGGCUGCAGGUGCUCAAUGGUGAUGUAGAUAACGCCAUUUGCCUACAUGCUUUCUACUAUGCCAUCUGGAAGCGCUUCGGGGCGUUGCCGGAGAGAUACAACUGGCAGCUGCAGGCUCCUGACGUGCUCUUCUACCCCUUGAGACCAGAGCUGGUGGAGUCGACCUAUCUGUUGUACCAGGCGACCAAAAAUCCUUUCUACUUGCAUGUUGGAAUGGAUAUUCUCCAGAGCCUUGAGAAAAAUGCCAAAGUCAGAUGUGGUUACGCCACUCUCCACCACGUCGUUGACAAAUCCAAAGAGGAUCGUAUGGAGAGCUUCUUCCUCAGUGAGACCUGCAAAUACCUGUUCCUGCUGUUUGAUGAUGACAACCCACUUCAUCACUCCGAUAACAAGUACAUCUUCACCACAGAGGGCCACGUCGUGCCUAUAGACAAGCGCUUCAGGGAGAAGCAGUGGAAUGAUUUGUAUCCGUGCGAGGAGGGGGCACUGGCAGAAACAGAGCCCAACUCCCGGCCACCUUCCAGCAACAUGAGCAAUUGUAGCAGGAUCCCAGAGGAGCGGCGGUACACUCUGCCACUGAAGAGUGUCUACAUGAGGCAGAUCGACCACAUGGUGGGACUUUUCUAAAAGGACGCUUGUGGUGACAGUGGCAUAAAGUGGCCUUCAGUUCGCCUCCUGAAGUGCAGAGGCAGUGAGGUUAGAAAAGAUCGAGUGGUGGUCAAGCGCCUCGGCCCAUCUGUUCUGCUGCUCAGGAUCCAGACAAGGAACUGACUCUAAGGGAAACCAGUUUAAUUAAUUGCCGUAUUAUUAAAAGUUUGUGUUGGGGUGCUUUGUCUUCUGGGUGUGAAAGCAUGUGCUCAACAAAGACAGAGAAAGAGGAGUCAUGCUUCACUGAGUUUUGCCUGGUGAUGAAUGGAGAUUGUGGUUUUCUGUUGUGUGUCUGUGGAGCAAAACAUAUCUGUUCAGGCAUGAGUGUGUGUACUGUGUGUGUGCAUGUGAGUGAGUGAGAGAGAGUGAACUGAAAGCUAAGCUAUGAAUAAUAAUGAUGUGUUUAUGGGAACAGUGCCACCUAGCCACACAUAUGUAAAAUGUAUAGCCUAUAAAAACUCACCUCUAAAGCUUUUUUUCUAAACAUUAUGAUUAGUGCCUCUAUGCAGUUGACUCACUUGAGUAGAUCUGUGCUUUUAAAUAAGGGCUUCACACUAACAUAUAAUGACAGGUGAUAACUCAUGCACACACUGUAAAACCCUGCCUAUUGUGAGGCUGUAGUCAACUUUAGAUUGUGCCUGUAGGAAACUUGGCUCGAGUCUCUGAUUUACUACAGAAUUAGUGUGUUCUUCUUCUAGAUUGGGAUUAACUAUAUUUUAACAAUUUUAAAGCAACACCAUGUAACUUUUCCUGAGCAACAGCGCCCUCUGCAGACACACGUGAUUAUUUUGUCGGGCUUUGUGUACAAACGAUGAAGUGGACUGAAACACAACUGAACGGUGGAUAUUACCCAGGAUCCCUGGCUUCAUGAAGCAGAGGAGCUGCUUCAAGUUUUUAGUUUUUAAUGACGUCUUUUUAACUGAUCAACACCUUAGCAUUAUUCUUGCUAGGCCUGACUCAUUGGUUGUCUUUCAGAGCGAACUAGCUCACCAAAGUUUCACAGAGCAAGAACAGAUAUUCGGGGUGAGCAGUGGGAAUGGAAGCUGCACCAUUCUCUUCAGUUCAUGUCAGUGAACAACACAAAAUAAUUUUGAAGCUGCUAUUUUAGGUUUAAAAAGUUGCAUUUUGUUGCUUUAAAAAGAGCCUCUGUCUUGCUUUUGUUAUGCAAAUGUUCACGGAAAACUUAACAAAGACUAACAGACAACUUGAACUGCUUCCUGCCUGCCACACUAAUGAAGACUGAAGUGUUCAUCUCUCAGGCUUUUAGUUACUCGAUGUCUUACAAAGGGCAAACAGAUGUGCCAUGACGUUGUGCGUGUGUGUGUGUGUGAGAGUGACGGUACGACACGUUCAGGAUGACUGUUUUAAAGUGCCUUCUCUGUCUUUCUGGAUGCUGCUGUACAGUGCAUAUUAGUCGUGGUUAACAUUGUCCCAUUUUUUAUUUUUUUUUUUAAGGCCACUGAUGAUGUCGCACAACAGGUGUCAUUCCAUGUGUGACACUGAUAAUGACAUGAAGCUCCCUUUUAGACAUGACGAGAAAAGCCAUAAACACAUUUUUAUUUUAAUGUUAGUAUGUGAAAACAUAUCAUUCUUCUGUCCGACAUCUUUAGUACACACACUUUUUUUUUUAGAGAUGACGAACAUUUGUUGUUCCUCUCUCACAUUAUUGCACAUCAUAUCUAUUAAUUUUCAUGUGGUGAGAACUCAGGGUUUAAUGGAAAAACGUUAAGCAGUGAAUGCUUUUAUUAAAAGAAACAAACACUUUCUUGAAAUGUUGUUGCCUAAAAUGUCUUAGGAUAGCCUUAGGUAUUUAUAUUGCAACUUGUUACAACUUGUGAAUCCGAGGUUGAAGAAUAAUCGCACUGAACCGAAGUACAGUCCUACUGUGAAUAUUCAUUCAUGUCUUAAACACAGAAAGGCAAACGCCAUCUCCUUCACGUUGAUCUUUGAUUUAAUGUGUUUUGUGACUGAUGCAUCUUUUACCGAACAUCCUGAGAAUCUGAAGCUCAGCAGAGUCUCGGGCUGUGGCGCUCGCUUCCAUCGUUUCACCAGCAUUUUCUUUGUCUUUGGGAGACAGCUGUUCAGUUCUCAAGUGUUUUAGGAACUACUUCAGGUGACAGCAAUGACAUGUCUGAGAUUGCAAAGUGGUGGACUUGACAAAACCCACCUUGUCUCAGAUCAUCAACAUAUUGGGGAAAUGCACUUGUUUACUUUCUUGCUGAGAGAUGGAUUAGAAGAUGAAUGAUACUUGAUUCAAGUCUGGGGCCUGUUUCAUUAAAACAAUUUGAGGGAGCUGCUCAGAAAAUGGCAGACGAAAUCUGCAGGGGGUCGGCAGUUUGAUAAUGAUUAGCUCAAAACCUGACUCGGCCGGGGUUUUAUAUGUUGAAUUAGCAUGUUCCUGUGUCUGUGUGGUCAAAAUUGGCCUUAGGUACGAGUGUGAAUGUUAAGCCAAGCAAACUGUAUCUUCCUAUUUACACUUUAAUCUUCUCAUCCAUCUAUUAGGGAGAAAGCAAAAAAGGUCUAUUUCAAAAAUAAAGGUCAAACUCUUGAUUUGAAUCAGUAUGAAAUAAAAGAGAUCAAUAAAUGACAGAUAAUGACCAAGA